Messenger RNA from Entelurus aequoreus (snake pipefish), 7446 nucleotides. It is a transcript of the gene tnfrsf1a, whose product is annotated as tumor necrosis factor receptor superfamily, member 1a. NCBI's taxonomy places the organism in Eukaryota, Metazoa, Chordata, Actinopteri, Syngnathiformes, Syngnathidae. Gene Ontology annotation, molecular function: tumor necrosis factor binding; tumor necrosis factor receptor activity. The transcript has 11 exons. The record is from RefSeq and is a predicted model, not a curated record. The coding region runs from base 246 to 1418 and encodes 390 amino acids. Gene Ontology annotation, biological process: signal transduction; inflammatory response. Gene Ontology annotation, cellular component: signaling receptor complex; membrane raft; mitochondrion.
GUUCGUAGCCGCCUCCUUGCUGGUGUCGGCGGGUUUGAUCUUUCGUACUGUCGUGCCUGUUCAAGCAUAACUUCUUUUGUUAUUUUGUUUAGACAACAAACUAAGACGAAUCUUGGCGAUAAGAUGUCCGGCGACCGGGCUUGCCCAAGCUACUGGCUAGCCUAGCGCUGCGACGCUGUUAUGAGGGCUGCUGUUGGUGUGUUAAGGACCCCCGCCAAUGGACUGAACUAAAGUGUAGGAUCUUAAUGGCGGGCAGCAGGCACAGCAGGAUGGCUGCGUAUGGCGCCCUUCUGCUCAUAGGGUGUGUGUUCACACCUACCCUGGCGUUGAGCCCUACCCUCAAGGACAAAACGUGUCCAUAUGGUGACUACCCCACUGAGGCGGGGAUAUGUUGUAACAAGUGCUCUCCAGGUUUUAAGCUUGUGCACAUGUGCCUCGCUGAGGGGAUGAGGAGUAACUGCACGCCGUGUCCUACGGAUCAGUACAUGGACCAGAUGAACUAUUCCCCCAAAUGUAUGCGAUGCAAGCAAUGUAAAGAGUCAAAGCAAGAAGUACAAGAGUCCAAAUGUGAAAGACACAGAGACACUAUCUGCCGCUGCAAGGACGGCUAUUACCAAUUCACCAUCGACUCCGAGACGACCGAGUGUCGCCGAUGUUCGCAGUGCGGUCUCGACGAGAAGGCAGUCCAAAUAUGCACAUCGAAAACCAACACGGUAUGCAAGUGCAAGGAGAACUACCACCGAGUGAAAAGGAAGUGUGAGCCAUGCAAGAAUUGCACAACAGAUUGCGAACAUCUCUGCAAGUUGCUUCCUUCCCACAAUCCCACGGUUUUGGAGGAGCGACAAGAUGGAUUCUUCAUCAACGUACUGGUUGGAGUGGUGGCGGCGGCCUUUAUCUUGCUUAUGCUGGUCUUCUUCGUGACCUACAUAGUCACCAAGCGCUGUAACGAAAAGACGCCCGAGGCCCCUUCGUUAGAGCCAUCUGAUGAGCUGCACACCCUGGUUAAGAAGACAGAAGAAUCAAGCAGCAACUGCAACAACAUGGCUGUUCCUCAGGCCACUGUAGUUGAAAUGGACCCCUCCAAGUUGCCUGACUGUGUCCCUCUGGAAGUAAAGAUCGGCGACCUCAUUAACAUACUGCUGGAGAUGGUUCCCGUGACUCAGGUCAGGCAGCUUGUGCGUUCCCUCGGCGUAUCGGACAUCGUCAUCGACAGGGCUUUUCAGGACCACUCUUUCAGCACCAGGGAGGCUCACUACCAGAUGUUCCGAGCGUGGGCCGAGAUGAGCCCACUAAGUGGCAGCGGCGGUCGCAGCGGAAUGCUACACUCGGCCAAACUACAGGAGCUGCUGCACACUCUCAGAAAGAUGCAUCUGGGAAGGACGGCCGAGGAGCUGGAGACAGUGUACAGCAUUCAGUAGCACUCUCUUGUGUGCCAAGUGGAAAUAUGGAAAAAAAACCUACCUGAAACCAAGGUUUUGUUCUCUGUGCUGAACUCAAUGACAUACUGGGAGAUUAGUCCAAGAUAAACGCAGUUGAUGCACGUGGAUCAAGGCGGCCUUUGUCUACAAAUGAUCUCUCUACCUCUCAGCCUGCCAUCUAUGGAAUGGAUUUAAAAUACUGAGAGAGAUCAAAUGUCUCAGGACACUUACUGGAUUUAAAGGUGGACUAUGCUGAGCACAGCUAACAUGAAAUUAGCUUAGCGUAACAUACAGUGAAAACAAAACUGUGUUUUAUAGUAACUCAUUUUUAUUUGGUGAAUGUGAAUCUUUUGGCUGGAAAUGACAAAAGAAGAGAUAUUAAUUUAAUCUUCGUCUUUAUACCAACAACACAGGCUCGUCCUCUCCUGUUAUGAAUGUAUUGAAGACUAGAAUGUUCUAGUUUAGCGCUAUUUAACCAAAAGCUGUCAAACUGUAGUAAAAAAAUAGAAAAACAUUUUUUAGGUUAAAAAAGGUACAAAUACACUAACUUUAUAUGUUUCACUUUUGCAUGUGGUGCGUUCAAGGACCAUUGCUUAAAGUUAGAAAGAGAUGUCACUUGUAUUUAAAGAUGGGGUGGCCUAGGCCCCAGCAAAUGCACUAGUAGUAAUAAUAUAAUAAUAAUGAUUUAUUAUUAUGAUUUGGCUAACGGGUAAUCUUUCACAGUUGUCUCCUACAGUGAAUACACUGCCCAUGUUCGUCUGUGUGGAUUUUUGUUGACAAAAAUGCACACUGAUUGCCUUGUUUCCUUAGAAGAAACAAUGCUCCUGUCAAAUAAGCAAUCUGUGUUAGCAGGCAAGACCAUCACUUUUCUGUGUUGUUGUUGUUGCCGAAAACAAAUCUUUUUCCACACUCUUUGUUGCCUUACUAGUAAGCAAAGCUGCUCGAAUGCCACCCUCAGAAAAAACAAAUGAUGCACAAGCCACAUUUUUUUUUUAAAAAUGCUAAAAACCAAUCCAGUUUCAAUGCGUGCAUGCUAUGCUACGCUAUGCUAACUUUUUUCGUCACUUUCCUUGCAGCAUGGCCCUAGUCACUCUUUGUAAUGUUCUGAUGCACAUGCUGAUUUUAGAAUUUAAAAAAGUAUGUCGGGACAUAGUAAUCAUGUUCCUAUCCUUCUUACUGCAAGAUGCUAGAAAGUUCCAGGAUCCUUUUCAAAUGAUGCAUUACCUAAGAAUUUUCAGGAAAAAAAAAAUCCUGUUAAUGCAUGUAUGUAUGAAAAAAGGUAAAUAGAAGAUUGCCACUUUAUUUUACCAUGAUUUGAUUAACGUGGACCCCGACUUAAACAAGUUCAAAAACUUAUUCGGGUGUUACCAUUUAGUGGUUAAAUGUACGGAAUAUGUACUGUACUGUGCAAUCUACUAAUAAAAGUUUCAAUCAAUUCCAGCUAGAAGGUAUUCAUUCUACACAUAAAAAUGAACUCAUCUCUACAGACUAUGAAUCGUUUUGGGUUUAAUUGUGGGUCUCAAAUGUUCAUUACUUUGUUUGGAACAUUGUUUCUCGUAUCAAACGCAAAGCAAUAUGAUGCAGUACUUUGUUGCAAACAGCAGAGGCGCUGUUGUUUCAGUCUCAACAUGCAGUUUUCCCACGAUAGCAAACCAUUGUUCUGCUUGGUAAAACACUGGCGUGGAAGUAGGAGUUCAGAACAUACGAACAGAGAUUUUACGAUUACCAAACAUAUUUUCUUCUCUACAAAACCACUUAAUCAAUCAUUGCUUGGACUUUACUGACGCCAUGUCCGGCUCACGUCUCACUCCUUAAAUAUGCGUAGUGGUCAACCUAGCUCUGUUCUCAAUGGGUCCUGGGCGCCGUUUAGCCUUUCUUGAAGAAAAAAUGCCCUACGCGUGUGUUUUCAGCUGUACAAAUCGUUCAGAUCGCGAAAAGGAUAAACGUUUCUUCGGAGUUCCUCGAGAAGUUAUCAAAACUGGCGGAAGAGUGCAAGAUUUUACAAACCGACGAGAAAAGCAGCACACACUUCAGUCCAAGGGAGCAGAGUCAAAGAUUGCAUGAGUUUGCAGCGAUCACUUUGUUUGUAUGAUAUGCUUUUAACAUGUAUUAUCUCCCAUUGUUAGUAUUAUCUUAAUUAGGGUCCGCACAGGACCAUUUUCAAAGGAAUCCCAAAGGGAGUCCUUUUGCAAUGGGACGAAAGGACCCUAUUGAAUUUGUAAGGUUUUAUUAUUAUUAUUAUUAUUCUUUCUUCCGCAGCUUUGCGCACUACUUUGCCCCCCUUAACAUGCUUCAAAACUCACCAAAUUUUUUACACACACUCGGGUACAGCACACUUUAGUAAAAAAAACAAACCCCAAAAAACAAAAUUGCGCUCUAGCGCCCCCUAGGAAGAAAACUGCCUCUAACUCCCACUAGGAAGGUCGUAGAGACAUGAAACUAAAACCUGUACGUAGGUCUCCCUUAGACCUACAAUUCAUAAUUUCACAUCUUCGGGCAAAAACCAACAGGAAGUUGCCAAUUUCCCCUUCAAGACAAAAAAUGACUAAAAACACUCAUUUUUGAUUUUUGAGCUGUAAUUUGACCCCCUUAAAAUACUUCAAAACUCACCAAACUUCUUACACACAUUGGGACAGUUGGAAAUUGCGAUCUAAAAAAAAACCGAACCCCAAAACUCAAAAUUGUGCUCUACAUAAUUUUUGAAAAAAAAACAGAGAAAAAACUGCUCCCCAGAGGAAAACUCAGACAAAACUGGUUGUAACUUCCGGUAGGAACGUCUUAGAGACAUGAAACAAAUACCUCUACGUAGGUCUCACUUAGACCUACAUUUCAUACAUUGACACCCUUCUGCAAAAAUCAACAAAAAGUUUGUAAUCUCCAUUUCAAAACAACAUUUUUGUAAAAAACGGUCACCAAACAUCAAACAUUAUCUCCUCUGAGUGCGUUUGUCGUUUCGGCUUCAAACUGCUACAGGAGAGAGAUUGAACCCUUCUGAUUGAAAGUUGACGACGGCGUUUUGAUUCGUGCUACCGUUUAGAUUUUACGAGCCUUCAAAGACCCGCAGCACUAAAGUUGCUCCGGUGCCAAGAAUGACAACGAAAAUGCAAUUAUUCCUUCUUUGUCCUCAAAAUUCUACACACAAUACCCUAUAAUGACAAUGUGAACUCAGACACAACUUCUUCUAACUCCCAGUACGAAUAUCGUAGAGACACGAAACGAAAACCUCUAUGUAGGUCUCACUCAGGACUACCACUGGACAAAAGUAUUGGGACACCUAGGACUAGCACCUGCCAAAAUGCGGACCCGUCCAAUGCUGCUUGCAGCUUUAAUUGUAUUUGUAUUUCUUAAACACAUGUUUACUACAAGUGUUUUCGAAAAGCACCAAGCCGGCAAGUCUAAAUAAAAGAAAUCAAAUGUGAGCAAAAGCUAAAAAAUUCAGCUUUUACUAAAAGCAACAGUGAUAAAUUAAUCUUUCAGCAUAUACACGAUGUUGACAUCUAUAGUUAUAUUUUGAUAAAGACGGGAAAAAGACGCUCCUCGUAAAGGGCACAUGUAACAGCAACAACAAACAAGGCAGUAGACGCAAAGUUAAACCAUCAAAUGCCAAACCAUGUAUAUUUAUCCGGGAGAGUUUUGAUACCAAUUUCCUUGACCCAGCCACACAAAAAUAAGUUGUAGACCUCUAUGCUUUUCCAAGUUUCCAUCUGUUUUGUCGUGUAGGAUGACGUCUGGAGCACAAGAUAGUUCGACAUGUCUGGAAAAGCGGCCUACGGAUAAUCUUUGGUAUUACUCGACAAAUCUUUUUUGAUAAAUUAUAGGGCUGUAGUCCAUUGGAUAGUUUGAUUGUUUUGCUCGUAUCUGAUCUAAGCCCCUUGCGUACUCAGAUAGUUUGCGCGCUGCUUGCUGCACAACAGCCACCUUGGCUUGGUUGACCACCACUGCUUUUCAUUUCCGGUAAGAAGUCCCGUGAUGGAAUACAAGCAAUUGUCAGUUUUCCCCUUUAAGGAAAUGUAGCGAAUGAGUAUGUUCUCUUCAGACUGUCAGGAAUGAUAGUUCUACUUUGAAGUGCAAACACUAUUAAACCAUACCUGACUCAUAUAGCUAUGGUCAAAGGUCACACAGGUGCUAAUCAUUGCCCUUUUUUGUUAAGCGAACUGUUUCUUGUUAAGCGUGGGAAGUACUCGCCAUCUGCCAAUAGAGUUUCAGCUGAUUCAUAGACUUUUAAUGUCUAAUUCCAUAUUGGACUUGUGUGGGGGAUUUAUAUUAGACCAUACCACAUCUCAUACAUGGUGAUUGUCUAAUAUGAAUUAUGUGCGGAUAGGUCACGCCUCUCUUCUAACAUGUCCUCCUCCGCCUUGAUGGCAUCCCUUUAGGCACCUUAGUUAUUCAGGUAUUAUUCACGGAAGAAGGGCCACAACUUGUUUCAGUCCAUUGUACGAGUCUAAACCUGCACAAACUUGUACACGGGCCAAUGUCAUUCCUCACACACUUUGUGCAAUACAGGUUCAUUUGUUUGUGUUUUCUAUUCAAAAGGAUCAAGUCAAAUUGUCACCAUGUCAGCAACAUUGUUUUUGUUUGUGUGUUAGCAUUACAUGUCAGUAAGUCUAAAUAAUCGUCAAGCACAUUGCCUGUCAGCAUUCCAACCUUAAGCCUUAAAAAAAUAACAUUUAUGUGUACCAUACAUCAUGUAAAAUGUUCAUUCUAAAUAGAAUAAAAUGUACAUUUUGUAUAAAAAAUACAUUUUCUAAAGUAUAUCAAUUCUAUUUUUAUUGAUUAAAAAAAACUGAAAGAUGUGCUCCAGAGAGGGAACAAGAAGCCAGAGCAAUGCUGACAUCUAGUGGGAUUUUAUUGGUAUUGCUGAAAUCGAUGCGUUAUGAUGAACAUAAAAACACCCACUUUACGCUGUUCUGUCUGUAAGUAUUGUUGAACAGAGCAAUUGUACAGUACAUUUUGGAUCACAACAAUUUAAACUCGUUUCCUCUUUUUAUUGAGGUUAUUUUUAAGUUAACCACUGUGUAAUAAAACUCCUCUCACUUUGUGAUGGAGAGGGGACAGGAAUGUAGUGACACUGCCUCCCAGGGGUGUUUUAUAGUAUGGUUCUAAAAUGCAAAUGGUAAGGGAUUGCAUUUAGAGUGGAACUUCACUUUUUGGGGGGAUUUUUUGCCUAUCAUGCACAAUCCCUAUGUGAGACAAGAACACGUAUGUCUUUUUUAUGCAUUUUAAUUUGUAAUAUACGGCAAGUAUGAGGUGGCCAACAAUACAGCUAAUGGGAGUAUGCUAUAUUGCGCCCAUAAAGCCCUGCAAAAAACAUUAACAAUACUCUGUUUGUGACCUGAAUAUUAACCAAGUAUGAGCAAGAUUCUUUAUUGUAAGCGCUAAUGCCGAGGAACUACUUUUAGUGGCGCCGUGAUUACAGAGCAGUAACUAGCUUUUGCAGCUAUUGACAUACUGAGCCUGUGAGCUGCUGCAUUGCCUCUGAGUUGGUAAAAGUGAAUUCUAGAUUAUAAAUCAUGCCUCUCACCUGUAUAGUAGAAGAUUGUGGACAUAAACCGAUACGUUGGUCAUCUUUAACAUUCAACUUGGUGAUAAAGACACAAAAAGACACUCAUUUGCGCCCACCUUUUUUAAAUUUUUUACCAGCCUGAAGAUAAUGAUUAUUCUUUAUCCAAACAUCUCAUUAGUCGGCACCCCAGUGAGAGCAGACAUUGUACAGUAAAAGAUUGUUUUAUUAUGUUCGGUAGUUUGUAUUAGCAUUGAGCAAUAGUGUUACUUGCCGCAUGUGCUUAUCACUCAGCUCCGAAUAUUGUAGCUCAUCCUCCAUAUAUUCAGGCUCAAAAAUAUAAGGUUCCGGAUCAUCAUUUGUCCCCAAGUAGUCGUCGUUGGCUCUCAUGAAGUCUGCUUUGAUUAGUAGUAGUUAUUAUUGUUGAAGAUAAACGCGAACGUUGUGGUGAUGAGACAUAAGCAACAUACGUAUGUAUUACAUGUUAUUAUGAAUGUACCUGUUACUGCAUAACAUGUAUGUGUACAG